CCCCGUAAACCGCUCUCGUAUCUCGUUUAUUUCUUUCUUCCCGUCAACGCCACACAUCUCCUUUCCUCCAAAUCAAACACAGAUCAGGCUGCUCCGGCGAGCGACCACCUCCACCACCCCCCGCGCUGCUCGACGAGCACAACCCCAUCCCUUGCCCCACGCUGCUCCGACGAGCGGCCGCCUCCAACUCCCCUUGUGCUGCUCCGACGAGCGUAAGGCCAUCACUGCCCCGCUCUAUUCUAGCGAGCAGCCGCCUCCACCUGCCCCCGCGCUGCUCCGACGUGCGCCGUCCUCCACCGGGUGAUGGGCCGGCGGUUACGUCUUGCAUGAGCAAACGAGAUGCUGGAAUCAGCCUCGGCGGGUGCUGCAAUCGGCAAUCUUUUUGCUACAACCGGUUUUUGUUUUUGCUGGAAACAGCAACAUUUUUUUGCUAGGAUCCACAUUUUUGGAAGUGCUUUUUUGCUACAACCAUUUCAAAUUUUUGCUACCAUCGUUUUGUUUUUUGCUACCACCAUCCUUUUUUUAUUUUUGGCACCCAUCUUUGAUUUUUUUUUUGUUGGAUCCAUCUUUCUACUAGAACCACUCCAUUUUUUGUUACCAGAGUCUUUGAUUUGUGCUACCACCGUCUCCGCUUUUGCUACUACCCCGUCUCUUGACUUUUUUUGCCGGAUGCAUCUUUUUUACCUUUGAACCACUCCAAAUUUGCUACCACUGUCUUUGUUUUUUGCUACCAGUGUAUUUGAGUUUUGCUACCAUCCUUUUUUUGUUUUUUUCUGCUGGAUACAUUUUUUGCUGGAACCAGCAAUUUUUUUGUUGGAACUGGUGUUUUUGUUAGCUACUACCCCAUCUACAAACAGCGACAUCGAUGAACUUUCACUGAAAGGCUGCAACUGGAGGCCGAUUUUGCUGGAACCGACAUCACAAUUUUGCUGCAUCGGUGUUAUUUUUUGCGACAACCGGUUAAUUGUUUUGCUACAUGGCGACGGCUCGGUGCAGCGAUGGUGUCCUGCCAAGAUCCAGCGAGGACCAAUGCUGCGGGGACCGCGAGCCGACGGUGCUUCGAAUCAGCGGCACGCGCGGCCAUGGCGGGCUGCGUGAGCGGGGCGGGUGCACCGGAGAUUCCUUAUUUUUUUGUUCUGGCAUGAUGUGCGAGACGAGGAAGAAAAAAAAGGCCCAGAUCCAACGGCAGAUGAAACUGCAAUCGUACGGGAGGAUUUCGAAGAGUAUGCCGAGAAGGCAAAGGCCUUGCCCGAGACCCAGAGCACCAGCAAUGAAGACAAGCUUAUCCUCUAUGGACUCUUCAAGCAUGCCACUGUUGGGGUUGCGAAUACAGCUCGGCCUGGUAUGUGCAACAUGAGGGAGAGGGCCAAAUGGGAUGCAUGGGAAGCUGUUAAAG
Molecule: messenger RNA, 1396 nt
Organism: Triticum aestivum (bread wheat)
Lineage: Eukaryota; Viridiplantae; Streptophyta; Magnoliopsida; Poales; Poaceae
Product: acyl-CoA-binding domain-containing protein 1
Exons: 3
Coding region: 977-1357 (126 amino acids)
Biological process (GO): fatty acid metabolic process
Molecular function (GO): fatty-acyl-CoA binding
Source: RefSeq, a predicted model, not a curated record